Messenger RNA from Sturnus vulgaris (Common starling), 5949 nucleotides. RefSeq names its product myosin XVI (gene MYO16). Gene Ontology annotation, molecular function: protein phosphatase binding; ATP binding; actin filament binding. Gene Ontology annotation, cellular component: perinuclear region of cytoplasm; nucleoplasm; myosin complex. Lineage: Eukaryota; Metazoa; Chordata; Aves; Passeriformes; Sturnidae. The record is from RefSeq and is a predicted model, not a curated record. Gene Ontology annotation, biological process: negative regulation of G1/S transition of mitotic cell cycle; phosphatidylinositol 3-kinase/protein kinase B signal transduction; neuron projection morphogenesis.
CAGCUCUGUAAUGUUUUUCGGACCCAUGAGAUGGAAAUUGAGCAGUGCUUGCUGGAGUCGCUCCCCCUGGGCCAGCGGCAGCGGCUGGUCAAGCGGAUGCGCUGUGACCAAAUAAAGGCGUACUACGAACGAGAAAAAGCUUUCCAGAAACGGGAGGGCUACGGGAAGAAGCUGAAACAUGGAAAGAAUCAACGAGUUCAUUUUAAUCUUGCUGAUAUGAUACAGGAUGCAAUCAUCCGUCAUGAUGAUAAAGAAGUGCUACGGCUGUUGAAGGAUGGUGCUGACCCUCAUAUGCUCCUUUCCUCAGGAGGCUCCUUGCUCCAUCUGUGUGCUCGCUACGAUAAUGCAUUUGCUGCAGAAAUUCUAAUUGACAGAGGAGUAAAUGUAAAUCAUCAAGAUGAGGAUUUUUGGACAUCAAUGCAUGUAGCCUGUGCCUGUGAUAAUCCUGAUAUUGUCCUGCUACUGCUACUAGCUGGAGCAAAUGUGCUUCUACAAGAUGUAAAUGGAAAUAUUGCCCUCGAUUAUGCUGUAGAAGGGACUGAAUCUAGCAGCAUCCUUCUGAUGUACUUGGAAGAAAAUGGUGUAGAGCUGAAUUCCUUGCGCCAAAUGAAGAUUCAGAGAGCUAUGACAAUGCUCACAGAUGUCAGACAGCUCAUCUCAAGUGGAGGGAGCGUGAAUCAGAAGAAUGAUGAAGGAGUUACCCUGCUGCAUGUGGCCUGUGCUAAUGGAUACAAGAAUGUUGCAUCUCUGAUAUUAGAUCAUGGGGCUGAUCUCAAUGUAGUGGAUAAUCAGUACUGGACACCCCUACAUUUGGCUGCAAAGUAUGGACAGACCAAUCUUGUGAAGCUGCUUUUGAUGCACCAGGCAAAUCCCAAUCUUCUUAACUGCAAUAAUGAAAAGCCUUCAGAUGUUGCAGCUUCUGAUUUUAUUGAGGAAAUGCUUCUGAAGGCUGAAAUUGUUUGGGAGGAAAAAAUGAAGGAUCCUUUAGCUGUUUCUACUUUAUCUCAAGAAGAGCCAUAUGAAGAGAUCAUCCAUGAUUUGCCCACAAUUUCCAAUAAACUCAAUCCCCUGGCUUUACCGAUUGCCAAGCAAGACAGUUUGCUGGAGAAAGAUACCAUGUUCAAAGACGCAGCUAAAGGCUUAUGUAAGCAGCAGUCUCAAGACAGUGCAUCUGAAAAUAUCCCUGUGAACACCACAACCAAACUUGAGCAGAUCAAGCUAAUGCCUCCAGCUCCAAAUGAUGACCUGGCUUCUCUGAGUGAGCUAACAGACAGCAGUCUGCUUUAUGAGAUUCAGAAGCGUUUCAACAAUAAUCAGAUAUAUACCUACAUUGGUGAUAUACUGUUGCUUGUGAACCCAUUUAAAGAACUUCCUAUUUAUUCUACCAUGGUCACCCAGCUUUAUUUAAGUAACUCUGGAAAACUGUGUUCCUCACUUCCCCCACAUAUAUUUUCCUGUGCUGAAAGAGCUUACCACAUGCUAUUCCAGGAGCAGCGUCCCCAAUGCUUUAUCCUCAGUGGAGAAAGUGGUUCUGGGAAGACUGAAGCCUGCAAACAGAUAGUGAAACACCUCACUUGCAGAGCCACCUGCAGCAGAAAUAUCUUUGAUGCAAAGAUAAAACAUGUAAAUUGUAUCUUGGAGGCCUUUGGACAUGCUAAAACACCCUUGAAUUAUUUUUCCAGCUGUUUUAUAAAGUAUUUUGAACUACAGUUUUGUGAGAGAAAAAAAACAUUAAUUGCAGCUAGGAUUUAUACAUACAUGUUGGAGAAAUCUCGUGUCGUUAUCCAGCCUUUCAACCAGAGUAAUUUUCACGUUUUUUACUUGAUGAUGGAUGGAUUGUCUGCUGAAGAAAAAUACACCCUGUACCUCAGUAAUUUAUCUGCACACAGGUAUCUAAGCCAGACUGUAUCAGAAGAGACGAUGUUAGCAGCCAACCCUCAAAACAGGGAGAAAUUGACCAUACUAAAACAAGCUCUAGGUGCUCUGGGAUUCAAUAGUCUGGAGGUGGAGAACCUGUUUGUGAUUCUCGCAGCAAUUGUGCAUCUUGGAGACAUUCGCUUUACGGCUCUGACAGACGCAGAGACAGCGUUUGUGUCAGACCUGCAGCUCCUGGAACAAGUGGCAGGAAUGCUGCAAGUUUCACCAGAUGAGCUUGCUUCAGCCUUAACAACUGAUGUUCAGUAUUUUAAAGGAGACACGAUUGUUCGGAGGCACACUAUAGAGAUUGCAGAUUUUUACCGGGAUCUCUUGGCAAAAUCUCUAUAUGGUCGUUUAUUUAGCUUUUUAGUCAACACAAUCAACUGCUAUCUUCAAAAUCAAGAUGAGAGUGGCAGUGACCAGGUGUUUGAAAUUGGAGUAUUAGAUAUUUUUGGAUUUGAAGAAUUUCAAAAGAAUACUUUUGAACAGCUGUGUGUCAACAUGACCAAUGAGAAGAUACACCAGUACAUCAAUGAAGUGCUUUUCCUACAAGAGCAAGCAGAAUGUGUACAAGAGGGGGUUGCCAUGGAAACGAUGUAUUCUCCUGGUAACCAUACUGCAGUCUUGGAUUUUUUCUUUCAGAAACCAUCAGGUUUUUUGUCAAUGCUGGAUGAAGAAAGCCAAUCUGUUUGGUCAGUGGAACAGAGUCUUUCUAAACGGAUUCAGUCUUACCUGGACACAUCAGAUACAAAUACAGUCUAUUCCUCCACAAAAGAUGGAAAUGGUAACCUUGCCCCAAAGGAUCUGGGCUCUACCUUCACUGUUAUGCACUAUGCUGGAAGGGUUACAUAUGAAAUUGCUGGUGCGAUAGAAAAAAAUAAAGAUUCCCUUUCACAAAAUCUCAUAUUUGUAAUGAAAACUAGUGAAAAUGUGGUCAUCAAUCAAUUGUUCCAGUCCAAACUGACACAAACUGGUUCACUUGUUCCUCCAUACCAUUCCCUUAAAAUCAAAGGCUGUAAAGCAGCUUUGCUCAGUAAAAAAACAUCUGCAACCUGUGCAAGUGGAGAAGCAAAGAAGUAUAUUGAACUCAGCAAGCUGUUGAAAAAGAAAGGAACAUCCUCAUUUCUUCAGAGACUGGAACGAGGGGGCCCAACCACUGUGGCAAUACAGCUCAGGAAAUCACUUGCAGACAUUAUUGGGAAGCUGCAGAAUUGCACACCACAUUGCAUUCAUUGUAUAAAACCUAAUAACUCCAAGUUGCCAGAUACUUUUGAUAAUUUUUAUGUGUCUGCACAACUGCAGUACAUUGGUGUCCUAGACAUGAUUAAAAUUAUACGACAUGGGUAUCCAGUACGUCUCUCCUUCACAGACUUCUUGUCAAGGUAUAAAGAUUUGGCUGAUACAGUAGCAGGAGAGAAGAAGAAGUUGAGUGCCAAGGAGAGAUGUCGUCUUGUUCUUCAGCAAUGUAAAUUACAAGGCUGGCAGAUAGGAGUCCGAAAAGUGUUUCUUAAGUACUGGCAGGCUGACCAUCUCAACGAUUUGUGCCUUCAGCUUCAGAAGAAAAUUAUAACCUGCCAAAAAGUUGUAAGAGGAUUUCUAGCUCGCCAGCGCUUGCUACAGAAGAUGAGCAUCAAGCAGCAAGAGGUCACCUCAAUCAAAAGCUUCCUGCAGAAUGCUGAGGAUAUGGGACUGAAAACAUACGAUGACUUGGUGAUUCAGAAUGCCUCUGACAUUGCUCGGGAAAAUGACCGGCUCCGCAACGAGAUGAACGCUGCUUACCACAGGGAAAAGGGAGAGGCUAGAAACAGGCCAGAAGAAGGGCACAAAAGAGCUGAAGACAAGGGCGGGAAGGUCUCUGAGGACAGCUUUGCCGGCUGUCGAACAUCUAAGCACUUCCACUCCAGCUCUGUCCCUGUCCCCAUGGCAGUGGAUGGCUUGGUACAUUCUGCAGCUGGGUCAUCCAUCAGAUCCCCCUCCCUGCACUCUGUUUUCAGCAUGGAUGAUAGCAAUAGCCUGCCAUCACCAAGGAAACAGCCUCCUCCCAAACCAAAGAGGGACCCCAACACACGACUGAGUGCCUCGUACGAGGCUGUGAGUGCUUGCUUGUCGGCAGCUUCUAAGGAAACCGCUAAUGAAGUACUGACCCGUCCAAGACCACACAGUGAUGACUACAGUACCAUGAAAAAAAUACCUCCCAGAAAACCAAAGCGAAGUCCAAACACAAAACUUAGUGGCUCUUAUGAAGAAAUACCUGGCCAAAAGCCUGGGGAUGUAAAAAAAGCAAGCACAGUAAUUAAACCAAGUGUCUAUGACACUGUGACAGUACAGAGAGCAGCUUCUACUGAUGGACCACAACAUGGCAUGUUGAAUCUCUUUAUGUCACAAGAAGAGGAGGAAAAUGAGCCUGUCUAUAUUGAAAUGGUAGGGAAUGCCGUGAAAAGCAGUUCUGCUGAAGCAGAGAGUCCAGAACAAGGAGAGUCUGUAUAUGAAGAAAUGAAAUACUUUCUACCAGAAGAAGGAAGCAAUGGUAAUGGAAUACUUCCAGUAGUGACUGGAUCUCCUCCUCUGUUGUUUGAAAGCAAAAAAAUUGUCAACGUUGAAGAUGGAACAUUGGAUGGAAACAGUCAAGCAGCUUUGAUCUAUAAAGACUCAUGUGACAUUCCAGCCCCUUUUCCAAACUUGCUCCCCCACAGACCACCACUUCUUGUAUUCCCUCCAACCCCUGUCACAUGUUCACCUGCUUCUGAUGAAUCACCUUUAACACCACUAGAGGUCAAAAAGCUUCCUGUUUUGGAAACCAAUCUAAAAUACCCUGUGCAGUCAGAAGGCUCAAGUCCAUUAUCACCCCAGUACUCCAAAGGCCAGAAAGGGGAGAAUGAAAGACCAGUAUCUCCAGGCCUGAUUGUGUUCAGUGUUUCCACCAAAGUGACUCCUCCUUCCACACCACCUCCUCCACUGCCACCACCCCCUCCUCCUGUACCACCUCCUGCUUCCUACCGGGCUUCCACACAUUUUGCAUCUCCUCCAGAGACUUGUGCUAAUUUUCUAAUUAAUACAGGGAAGACAGGUACAAAUUCAGAUCUGUCAAAAGUACCUCAGAGACCCAAUUCUGCUCAGCUUGGAUGCUCGUCUUCUCCAUUCUCCAAACUUCCUUACUCCCCAAAGGUGGCCAGAGCGGAUCACAGGAAAUUGAACUCAAAUUCAUCAUCUUCAUUUCCAUACAGCCCUACAAACUCAAGGUCAUUGACCAGUCCCCUUGAUGAGUUAACUAGCUUGUUUAACUCAGGAAGGAGUGUGCUACGCAAGUCUGCAGCAGGACGUAAGAUCAGGGAGCCAGAAGGUGCUGAAACUAAUCUGAACUUGAGGAGCAGGGAAGAUCCAAAUACAUCAGAUCCUGGAUCAGAAACGCAGGAUAAAAAUGCAAAUAACCACGGAACUCAGUCAUCUAAUCCGUUGUCCAGUUCUGUGACUGCUGAAAAUGGAAAUUCAGUAUCAAAUGGAUUACCAGAGGAAAAUGAAUAUUCCAGACUGUCGGCCAGCACUACAGCAGGCUCAUCGAUUCAAAGGCACAGGGAGAGCCACACUAGUCAGGUUAUUCAUCAGCUUAGACUUUCUGAGAAUGAGAGUGUGGCUCUACAGGAGCUUCUAGAUUGGAGGAGAAAGCUGUGUGAAGAGAGAGAAGACUGGCAGCAAAUAUUGCACAAUACUGAGCAAAGAAUCACAGCCCCACCUCCACCCCCUUGUAAGAAGCCGACGCUGCUGAAGAAGGUAGAAGACACCUCCUGCAACAGACUCUCUUCAGGCAUAUGGGAUACCACCAUAUGAUUCACAUGUGUAUUUGCAGACUGCUAGGAAUGGAACCAUCUAAUGUCUUCAAUCUGCACAAUCAGCAAGUUUUCUUCCCUUCACAAAAUGUGCAGGGGUUUUUUACAAGCACUAAUUCAAUAGCACAGGAUGGAGGAGCUGUUUAGAUCUGUCACGUGUGUGUGUGUGUACAUGUGUGUGUUUGUUCUUUUCAUAUAUAUACAUGUA